Messenger RNA from Neofelis nebulosa (Clouded leopard), 8916 nucleotides. It is a transcript of the gene DISP2, whose product is annotated as dispatched RND transporter family member 2. Lineage: Eukaryota; Metazoa; Chordata; Mammalia; Carnivora; Felidae. The coding region runs from base 483 to 4682 and encodes 1399 amino acids. The transcript has 8 exons. The record is from RefSeq and is a predicted model, not a curated record.
AAAUGUGGAACUUAAACCGCCAGACCUCUCAAUCCUUCGGCUUCCUGCACAAUGAAGUGCGGGUGUGGAAGCUUCUCCCUCUUUUCGGCUGUAAGAGUGCGUGUCAAGUUGUGAGGCUCUCUGCACGGUGCCUGAAGUCGCGCUUCCUGGUCCCUUACGGGAAGACCGAUGUCCCCCUGGGAAAGGCCAAUGUGCAGACUACAGCCAGACAGCUGGGCCCCUCUAACAGCAGCCCUCAGACUUGGCCUGGGUAGAGGGGCCCACCACUACCAGUCCCGGGGUGUUAAAAGACUGCAAAGCCUCCAGCGCCAGGCAGCCGCGCGGGGAGAAGCCUCUGUCCCCACCCCCGGUGCCGCGCCCAUUGGCUGGGCUCUGGUCGGCCCCGCCCACCGAUCGGUCCGCCUGGCGCUGACGCAUGCGCGGGAGCCCGCCACCGCCGCCGCUUCAGCACCAGCUCCCGGACAGCGGCGCCGCCCACGGGCAUGGACGCUGAUAGCGGCAGCAGCAGCAGCGGUCCGGCUCCCGGCCCGGGUCCGGAUGAGGAGCAGCAGCCCAAGGAGGAACCCUUGGCCCCAGACGGCAGCUCCCCGGACAGGUCUCAAAGCAAGGCUGUGGCCCCUGAGGCAAGCCCAGAGAAGAGCUGCUCUCUCCACAGCUGCCCCCUUGAGGAACCUUCCAGUUCUUCAGGACCCCCACCAACAACUUCCACCCUCCAGCCUGGGGGCCCGUCCAGCCCCUUGGCCCCUGCACACUUCACCUAUCCCAAGGCACCACAGGAAUACCGGGGGGACAGUUCCCUGCCAGGGCUUGGGGACCGGGCAGCUCUAUGCUCCCAUGGCUCUAGCCUCAGCCCUUCUCCAGCCCCCUCACAGCGAGAUGGGGCCUGGAAGCCACCAUCUGUGCAGCACCAUGUGGUCAGUGUCAGGCAGGAACGGGCCUUCCAGAUGCCAAAGAGCUAUUCCCAGCUGAUUGCCGAGUGGCCGGUGGCCAUGCUGCUGCUGUGUCUGGCUGUCAUCCUCCUCUGCACCCUGGCUGGACUGUUGGGGGACCGGCUGCCCGACUUCUCCAAGCCCUUGCUGGGUUUUGAGCCUCGAGACACAGACAUUGGACGCAAGCUAGUGGUCUGGAGAGCACUGCAAGCCCUCACAGGCCCCAGGAAGCUGCUUUCUCUUUCCCCAGACUUUGAGCUGAACAGCUCAAACUCCCACACCACUCUGAGCCCCACACCCUGGAGCAGUGCCCAGGAGGGCUUGGUCCGGCCUCGAAGGAUGGUGGAACCCCUGGAAGACAGAGGGCAGGAGGACUUCUUUUGUGGUCCCCCUGAGAAGAGCUAUGCACAGCUGGUGUUCAUGUCGACCUCAGCGGGCAGCCUGUGGAACCUGCACGCCAUCCAUUCCAUGUGUCGCAUGGAACGGGACCAGAUCCGCUCCCAUACCCGCUUUGGGGCUCUGUGCCAGCGAACGGAAGCCAACAAGUGCUGUCCCAGCUGGUCCCUGGGCAACUAUGUGGCCGUGCUCUCCAACCGCUCCUCCUGCCUGGACACGACCCAAGCGGAUGCAGCCCGAACACUGGCCCUUCUGCGGGCCUGUGCCAUCUACUACCACCGCGGUGCCCUGGUGCCCUCUUGUCUGGGCCCCGGGCAGGACAAGCCCCCGCACUGCGCCCAGGUUCCCACCAAGUGCUCUCGGAGCAGUGCCGUCUACCAACUCCUCCACUUUCUGCUGGACAGGGACUUCCUGAGCCCCCAGACUGCUGACUACCAGGUGCCCUCCCUCAAGUACAGCCUGCUCUUCCUGCCCACUCCAAAGGGUGCCUCUAUGAUGGGCAUCUACCUGGACCGCCUAGCCACCCCCUGGGGGCUCUCUGACAACUACACAUCCAUCACUGGCAUGGACCUGGGCCUCAAGCAGGAGCUGCUGAGGCACUACCUGGUCCAGGACACGGUGUAUCCCUUGCUGGCCCUGGCUGCCAUCUUCCUCAGCAUCGCCCUCUACUUGCGCUCCCUCUUCCUCACACUCAUGGUGCUGCUGGGGGUGCUGGGCUCGCUACUGGUUGCCUUCUUUCUUUACCGUGUGGCCUUCCGCAUGGCCUACUUUCCCUUCGUCAAUCUGGCAGCCUUCGUCCUGCUCAGCAGCGUCUGUGCCAACCACACCCUCAUCUUCUUUGACCUGUGGCGCCUCAGCAAGAGCCAGCUGCCCUCCGGGGGGCUGGCACAGCGCGUGGGCCGCACCAUGCACCAUUUCGGCUACCUGCUGCUGGUCUCGGGCCUCACCACGGCCGCGGCCUUUUAUGCCAGCUACCUGAGCCGUCUGCCGGCCGUACGCUGCUUCGCCCUCUACAUGGGCACGUCCGUGCUGGCGCACCUGGCGCUCACGCUGGCCUGGCUGCCCUCCGCCGCCGUGCUCCACGAGCGCUACCUGGCCCGCGGCUGUGCGUCCCGGGCGCAGGGCCCGUGGGGCGGCAGUGCGCCCCGGCGGCUGGCGCUGGCGCUGCACCGGCGGCUCCGCGGCCUUCGGAGGGCGGCGGCCAGCACCUCGCGCCUGCUCUUCCAGCGCCUGCUGCCCUGUGGGGUCAUUAAGUUCCGCUACAUCUGGAUCUGCUGGUUCGCCGCGCUGGCGGCAGGGGGCGCCUACAUCGCCGGCGUUAGCCCCCGUCUGCGGCUGCCCACUCUGCCGCCGCCCCGCGGCCAGGUCUUCCGGCCUAGCCACCCCUUCGAGCGCUUCGACGCGGAGUACCGCCAGCAGUUCCUGUUUGAGCGGCUGCCUCAGGGCGAGGGCGGCCACAUGCCUGUGGUUUUGGUGUGGGGCAUCCUGCCCGUGGACACUGGCGACCCGCUGGACCCUCGCAGCAACAGCUCACUGGUGAGUGACCCUGCCUUCUCUGCCAGCGGUCCCGAGGCCCAGCGCUGGCUGCUGGCACUCUGCCACGAAGCUCGGAAUCAGAGCUUCUUUGGUGUCCAGCCCGAGGGCUGGCCCACGCUGUGCUUCAUGGAGGCCCUCCAGCGCUGGGUGGAGAGUCCUGCUUGUGCCCGCCUGGGGCCUGGCCUCUGCUGUGGCCACUCAGGCUUCCCUUGGGCACCCCAGCUUUUCCUGCACUGCCUCAAGAUGAUGGCUCUGGAGCAAGGCCCCAACAGCACCCGUGACCUAGGACCCCGCUUCAAUAGCCAGGGCGGCUUGGCUGCCCUGGUUCUGCAGUUCCAGACUAACUUCCAGUACAGUACAGAUUACAGCCAAGCACACCACUUCUAUGCUGAAGUCAGCCACUGGCUGGCAGGGGAGCUGGGCAGAGCACCUCCCGGCCUCCACCGGGGUUGGUUUACCAGCCAUCUGGAGCUGUACAGCCUGCAACACAGCCUGAGCACAGAACCUGCUGUGGUGCUGGGCCUGGCUCUGGCGCUGGCGUUUGCCACACUGCUGCUAGGCACCUGGAACGUUCCGCUUAGCCUGUUCUCCGUGGCAGCGGUGGCAGGCACCGUACUGCUCACCGUGGGGCUCCUGGUUCUACUCGAAUGGCAGCUCAACACUGCUGAAGCCCUCUUUCUCUCUGCUUCCGUGGGCCUCUCAGUAGACUUCACUGUCAACUACUGCAUCUCCUAUCACCUGUGCCCACACCCCGACCGCCUGAGCCGCGUGGCCUUCUCGCUGCGCCAGACCAGCUGUGCCACAGCUGUGGGGGCUGCGGCCCUGUUUGCGGCCGGUGUGCUCAUGCUGCCUGCCACGGUGCUGCUCUAUCGCAAGCUGGGCAUUGUCCUCAUGAUGGUCAAGUGCGUCAGCUGUGGCUUUGCCAGCUUCUUCUUCCAAUCUCUGUGCUGUUUCUUUGGACCAGAGAAGAACUGUGGGCAGAUCCUCUGGCCUUGUGCCCACCUGCCAUGGGAUGCUGGGAAUGGGGAGCCUAGUGGGGAAAAGGCAGGCCGCCCAAGAUCAGGGCCAGUGGGAAAGGCACCCGGAUCCUGCUCGGAACAAUACGAGCUACAGCCCCUGGCACGGCGCCGGAGUCCCAGCUUUGACACCAGCACAGCCACUAGCAAACUGUCCCACCGGCCCUCGGUGCUCUCUGAGGAUCUACAGCUGCAUGAUGGCCCCUGCUGCCCCCGGCCCCUACCGGCCCCUGCCUCCCCAAGAGAGCUGUUCCUGGACCACCAGGCAGUCUUCAGCCAGUGCCCGGCCCUGCAGACCUCCUCCCCCUAUAAGCAGGCUGGCCCCAGCCCCAAAACCCAAGCCAGGCAGGACUCCCAAGGGCAGAAGGCUGAGCCCGUGCAGGCCUCACCAGAAGCCUCGGCCCACCCUCCCAAGCCCAAGGCCGUGGAGCCUCCUGAUUGCCUCUGCUCCUCAGCUAGCACCCUGGAGGGGCUCAGCGUCUCUGACGAGACCUGCCUAAGCACCUCUGAGCCCAGUGCCCGAGUGCCAGAUUCUGUGGGUGCCUCCCCAGAGGACCUGGACGAAACAGAGCAAACGGUACCUGAGCGGGGCCAGCUGAAUGAGAAGCGAGACACCCUAUGGCUGGCACUGAGGGAGACCGUGUAUGAUCCGUCGCUGCCUGCCUCCCACCAGAGCAGCUCCUCCUGGAAGGGCCGUGGGGCACCAGGGGAUGGCAGCCCUGUGGUGCUGCCCAACAGCCAGCCAGAUCUGCCAGAUGUUUGGCUACGCAGGCCCAGCACCCACACUUCAGGCUACAGUAGCUGAGGGAGGCCCAGGAAGGCAGGACUGGGGCACAGAGCCUGUCAGAGGUGACAGGAAGGGGGCAGCCCCAGACUGGAGCCUGAUAGUGUCUGCCCGCAUCAGCAUGGAGAGGUCUCACCCUCCAGCUGUGGAUUUUAAACCCUGCCAGAUGUUUCAGCCUUGGUCCAGACUGCUACUUACUCCCCACAUCUGGAGGAUUCAGUGGAGAGGGUCUUUGGAGAGAAAUGUCAAGCUCUCCUUGUAACUUGCUGAGGUCUCAUUUGUCCCCAUAUGCCAACCAGGACCUCUGGAAGGGGGAGGGCCAGAUGUGUAGCUCCAGGUAUCAGGGCGAGGCUGACCCAGCCCCCAAGCCAAGUGGGACGAAGGGACUCAGUCCGUGGAAUCCUGCCAGGGCACCUCACCAACCAGAAGAGCCCUAGGGAGCCUCAGCAGCCUCCAGGGCCUCACACCUUUCAGGGGCUCUUCAGCAGGACACUUCCUUCUCUUUGGAGAGCUUCUCUGGGCCGGAAUUAAGCGACUCUUUCCUGAACAGCCCUACCCCCUCACACUCCCCGGGCUGACCAGAUAUUUGCCAGGGCCUGGCAGAGACAGCUGCUGGGAAUGAAGCAGGAGGAGGAGGGCUGGUCAGCCUCAGAGUGUCUCUCAGUUACAGGACGGUCCCUCGUGAGGAGCUGCUCUGGUACACGAAGCGUGCUCUCCCCUGUGAACAAACAAUAAGAAUCCUUUACAUCCUGCAUCUCUUAGUUUACAGAACACUUGCACACCCACUUUCUCCUUAGUCUCACCAUGUCACUAUGGGGAAGGCUGCGGUUAGCCAGGUCCUUCUGCCCCCGAUUUAUAGGUAAAGUCAUUGAGAGUAAGUAAGCUUAAGCGAUUGACCCACAGUCACAGAACUAGUACAGGGGGAAGCAACUUCCCUGGCUCACUCCCCCCUGAAACUUCCACUCUCCUGGCUCCCUGCCCCAGGGACAUUGGCUUGUGGCUAACUUGACCCUUCACCUCUAGCACCCUCUUACGACCUGCCUUCACAGGUGUCUCUAAGUGCAACACUCCCUUCCUUCCUCUCUUUAGACCUCUGUCUCCAGAGAGAGCUAUACUCUGAGCUGGCUGCAAGUUGCUCUGCAUCUGCCCAGUGCUUCCCUUCAGAUCCACUGAGAACCUAUCGGCUAUGGGGCAUCCUGGCUGAUCUGCUUCCCAGGUUCAGGGGCAUGCUUCUUCCAUGGCCACGGUGUAUGGAGAGCCCCUGUCAGGAGAGGCGCUGAGAGUAGUAGAGGUUGAACGGAAUUCAGUUAAGGCAGGACCCCAGGCCUGCCCCCUUUUGGGAGUGCGUGAGUCUAAAGCUAUUCCCCACGUCAGGGUCCCCAGCUUCCUAAGGACAUGUCGUUCUGGGGGUUCUCAGCAGACCAAAAGGUGACUCCUCCUCCCCAAAGCAGAGUCUCUCUGCAAGGUUUUUGAGCCCACGUGAGAGCGAUGGCACUUGGAGCACAUUUACUUGAACACCUACUCUCCUACGGUACUUCGGGGAGACGGAGGCAUGGAAGGAAAAUCGAACAUCUGCCCUCAAGGAGCCCGCCCUCUAGCUGGGGAAACAGCUCACAUAGACACACAGGAGCGAUGGGUCACUGACAGCACCAUGCAGGGCAUGCUGAGGGCCAAAUGCCUGUCACCAUUAGUAUCGCUGGAGGUCAAGUACCCAGGACUGGGUAACCAGGAAGGCUUCCAGGAGGGAAACAACUCAAGCUGGGCUUCAGAAGUGCAAGUAUCUCAGACUGGAAGGGACCUUAAUGAUCAUUUAUUCCAGCAGUUUUCUUUUCUUUUUUUUUUUUUUUUAAGUUUAUUUAUUUUUGAAAGAGAGAGAACACAAGGGGGGAGGGACAGAGAGAGAGGGAGACACAGAAUCUGAAGCAGGCUCCAGGCUCUGAGCUGUCCGCACAGAGCCCCACGCAGGGCUCGAAUCCACAGACUGCAAGACUGUGACCUGAGCUGAAGUCGGUCGCUUAACCGACUGAGCCUCCCAGGCGCCCUAAUUCCAACAGUUUUCAAGCUCUGUAGCCUCAGGACCCUUUCUUCAAAGAAUCCUUGUGUGAAAACACAGCAUAUAAAACAUAACAAGCAGUGACUCUAGUGGGUUCUGGGUGGGGUAUACAGAGCGAGCUGAGCUCCCCUUUUUACUGUGCCUCUCAGACAGGCCCUGGGGAACCCCUCAAGUUCCUGGCAGCUCCACAGAAUGUAGCAUGAAAACCACUGAUCCAGGCCAUCUUACAGAUGAGUAUCACAGACAGGAAGGGACUUUUCUAGGGCCAAACAGUCUGUGACCACGCUGGAGGCAAAUCAAAGGGCAUUUUUGAUUUUGUGUUUUCUUUAUAUCGUUGAGACCUACCUCCCACCCCAAGUAGCCCAGAAGGGGAGCAGGAACCCGAAUGACAACAGGAGUUGUGGAAGAGAGAGAAGACCGUGGGCAGGAAUUACGGGAUAUGUCGGCUCCUUUGCAAAAUAAGAAAAUCAAAUCCACUUGACCCCUGACAUCAGGAGGAGGAGGAGGCAGUGACUAGGACCUAACUUGGACCUGUCCCCCCGGGAGGUCUGCUGGGACCACUCUGUCUUCAUGUCCAAGUGAAAUUCCACCUGUCUGGCCUGUGGCUGUUCAUCAGGGUCUUGGCUUCUCUACACCAUGGACGUGUCCUCCUGUUGCCACACAUCCAGGCCGAGAGAGCCCUGGUCUCAUCUGGCACAAUCAGCCAGGGGGAGGACAAGGUGAGCCCUUCCUCCUGAGCAUAAGCAGAAGUCUGGCCUUGAUUCAAAAGAGAGACCAGCAUUUUAGUUGCUUCUGAGCAGCUCACCAAGGCUCUUCUGCCCUGUAUUGUGGGAGGGCAGCAGGGAUCCAGACCAAAAGAACCUGUUCCCCCACACCCUCUCUUGUGUCUUGCAAGAAGAGACAUGGUGUCUAGGACUGGAGCUUCAAAGCUUUUUCUGACUCUGUUAGAAUACGGAGGGGUGGGUGGGGCAGGCAUCGAGGAUUUGGGCACACCUGAGGACCCUACUCGGGGAUUUCUGGGUCCCAUUCUUGCAGGCCACAGCCACAAAACCCUACAGGAAGGCAAACAAGCCAGAGUAGUUAAGGUACCAACUGGAUCUGUUCUUUCUACCGCCGGGCCCAAAAGACUGGAAGAACCCAGUGGUGACCUAAAACAUCACCUUACACCUAGAGGGGCCCAUACCAACAGCAGGCAAUCCACAUUAGUGAGUAACCCAGCUUGCCUCUCCAGCCCCAACUGUGGAAAGCAAGAUGUAAAGCAUUUCCAAUUUCCUUUGAGUUUCAGCAGACCUAUUCACUUUAUUAAUAUUAUCAGUGGUUACAAUGAGUAUAUGGCUUAGAAGCAUGCUGUGAAGCAGAGGAAAACCAGUUAAAGCAUUUAUGUUUGCUCUGAAAAAUUCAAGAAACGGUUUCUUAACACGGAGACACUCUAAAAUAGAACUAUGUUGAUACCCAUUUGGGAUUUAAGGUCAUUUCUCCUAUUUGUGCUACAGAUCCUUGAACUCACACUCAGAGUAUGAGUAUGCGUGCUGUAUGUUUUUAAAAUGUAACUUGAUAUACUUUGUUACUAUGGAAAAACCCAUCCUUCCAUGGCUCUGGUGCUUUGUUGACAAUGUUAGAGAUUGAUUUGACCGGCAGAAUCUUAGAUUUUACUGGCACAUGGCGUAACUGAUACCAUGAUAUUUAGGCAAUAUCCCAACUUGAGCCCGAUUCUGAAAGAGACAUCUCACAAGAGAUUUAUAAGCCAAACUUCCUCAGCCCCCUCUAACUCGUUCCUUUCUUCUCCCAGUGCAUGAAAGGGCUGGGAGGGGUCUCGGGAAAGAAGAUUCAUUUGGUUUACAACCUUCACCCGUUUGUCCAGAGAGUUUCUGAUCUUUCCUUCCAUGGUGGCCUUAUCUCAGCCCUUGAUAAUACACGCAGGCAACAACAAGCUCUCUGACACCCAUGCCAUCCAUCAAGAUUUCAUUUACUUGGGGAGAAAAAAACAGGCAUUCCUCACCCUUUCUACCCACACCCUUGUUCCCAGGGAAGACUAUACCUCAAGGUCUGUAGGUGUUUAUGCUUAGGAGAAGAAAUUGUAACUCAGUUCAGUGGAAAGAUGAGAAACAAAAGAAAGCCACCAUGUGCUAUGUGAAUGGUUGGUUGUCCUAAAGCCACUCUGUGCUGAAAAGCCCUGGAAGGACCUUAAAGUUAUAAUCAUUA